Striga asiatica is the source of this 1673-nucleotide messenger RNA. NCBI's taxonomy places the organism in Eukaryota, Viridiplantae, Streptophyta, Magnoliopsida, Lamiales, Orobanchaceae. The record is from the annotation of a GenBank genome assembly.
ACACGCCCUUAGAUACCUUAUCUACACAAGAUAUUUUCAUUAUCCCGACAAAUAUCUUCUCUACACAGCUCCUCUAUUAAAACCCUUCCCUAAAUCUCAUCUCACAGAGAAAUAACCUCAAAAACCUUAUCUUCUCUCCACACACACUCAGUAACCAUGGCCGCUUCAGUUACCUUCCUCGCCCUCGCCCCACAAACCUUAUCCGCCCACCACCCUUCCUCCACGGCCGCCGGCGUCGGCCGCAGCGUCGUCUCCGCUUUCUUCGCCCCUUCUAUCAAACCCUUUCCCAAACUCGUCCUCCCGCUCUCGUCCGGCGCCCUUCGCGCAAAUCCAUCUUUUGGGUUCUUGAGAAACGUCUCCGUUUCUUCCGAGCUGGAUGCGGAUUUGUCCGAGGACGAAGGGCUCGAUUUCUCCGCCGGCGAGGAGCCGAGAUUCUCGCCUGACUUGAAGCUUUUUGUCGGGAAUUUGCCGUUUAAUGUCGACAGCUCUGAGCUGGCUGGGUUGUUUGAGCAGGCUGGGAAUGUCGAGAUGGUUGAGGUUAUAUACGACAAGACUACUGGAAAAAGUAGGGGUUUUGGUUUCGUGACUAUGUCUACCGUCGAGGAAGUAGAAACUGCUGUACAACAACUCAAUGGCUAUGAACUUCAGGGCCGGAGUCUAAGGGUGAAUUCUGGGCCCCCACCUUCCAAGAGUGAAAACUCUUCAUUCAAGGGAGCCCAAAGUGGUUAUGGGUCCGGGCCCAAAUUUGGGUCUGGGUCCAUUGACAGCAGCAACAGGGUUUAUGUGGGUAACCUUUCGUGGGGGGUCGAUAAUCUUGCUCUCGAAACAUUGUUUAGCGAGCAAGGGAAUGUUAAGGAGGCUAGUGUGGUUUAUGACAGGGAAAGUGGGAGGUCUCGAGGUUUCGGUUUCGUGACGUAUAGUUCGUCAGCCGAGGUCAACAAGGCCAUUGAAUCGUUCGAUGGGAUGGAAUUUAAUGGAAGAUCUAUUCGAGUUAGCCGUGCUGAGUCGCGCCCGAGGCGCGAGUACUAGUGACCUCUGAAAUACUUGAGAUUCUCAAAAGUGGUUGAAUUAAUGAUAGAGGAGAUAACAAAGAGUUGAAGCUUCAUAGAUGUUCCUGAUCAGUAUGAGAUAAGUGGAGUACUUUUGUGUGUUGAGACCCAAAUCUGCAAAACAUGGGAUUUCAACUCCUUCGGUUUUUGGAUUGAACCUUGGAUGACUCGUGUAACAAAGGCUAAAAGGAUCUGUGAAAGCUUAUGAACUAUCCAUAGUCUAUGUUUGUGUUUUUCUUAGAAAUGAAAUUAUGUAAUAGUUCAUCUAAUACCUCUUCUAGCAGAGGAAUUUGUUUUUUGGAGACUAUCUGGCUUGCAGAUUGUAAUUUUUUUAGGUCAUGCAUUGAUAUCCAAAUUUGAAAGGCCAAUUUUUCCUUUUAUUUUCCACAAAAUUUGCAUUUAUUGUUUUGUCUUUUCAAGUUGUAGAAGGAAAUACCAAAUUACCAACUAACCAAGAACAAGUUUAGCCCAUUGAACUCUUCCAAAUCCAUAUUAUUGUUAUACAGGCCUUUUUAUCAAUUGGGUCAUCUCAUGCCUUAACAAAUGGGAGAUUAAUGGCCUUGCUCUAGUUGUGGCACAAUGAAUACCCAAAAUCAAGCCUAUGAUUUUUUUUUUUAUUUUUUU